Molecule: messenger RNA, 3350 nt
Organism: Lynx canadensis (Canada lynx)
Lineage: Eukaryota; Metazoa; Chordata; Mammalia; Carnivora; Felidae
Gene: ADRA2A
Product: adrenoceptor alpha 2A
Exons: 1
Coding region: 585-1982 (465 amino acids)
Biological process (GO): adenylate cyclase-activating adrenergic receptor signaling pathway; regulation of vasoconstriction; platelet activation
Cellular component (GO): membrane
Molecular function (GO): alpha2-adrenergic receptor activity
Source: RefSeq, a predicted model, not a curated record
CCGCACGCUGGCCCCAGCCCGGGCCCGGCCGGCACCGCCGCGUCUGGGGGAAGCGGGAGAGUCGGUAUUCGCUUCGGGGAUGUAAGAAGACAGGCACGAGACCCCAAGCCCGCGUCAGCGCCCUUCGGCUGCCUCCCCGGGUGGGGGCGGGCCCCGCACACGGUAAGACCUCUUGGUUUCGCUCGGGCUCAAGAGUCAAGAUAUAGAUAUAUUUUUAAAAAUUUUCCGUCAUCCUUCCAAGUCAUCAGGCCACCGAUGGUUUUUGUUCUCCCUUCUUGAAGAAUCUCUCUCCCUUUCCCCAUCGGCUCGACCUACUCUCUCCCGCCGCUUAGAAAUAAAACUUGUGCUGAGCUGGGAAAGAGAAGGCGCCCACCACGAGCGCCGCAAGCGCAGGCCGGGCGCCGUUCGCGGGAGCCGGGCCCAUGGGCUGCUAGCGGCUCUCCAGCUCCGGCCGGCGUCCCUGCGGUCCCCUCCCCAUGUGAGGCGCGUAAGGGCGAGCGGGGCGCGGGAGGAAGAGGAGGACCCACGGGCGCUGGGCCGGAAGGCAACUGGCAGCAGGCCCAGGCAAGCGGGCAUCCGCGUUCAUGUUCCGCCAGGAGCAGCCGCUGGCCGAGGGCAGCUUCGCGCCCAUGGGCUCCCUGCAGCUGGACGCGGGCAACGCGAGCUGGAAUGGGACCGAGACGCCGGGGGGCGGCGCCCGGGCCACCCCUUACUCCCUGCAGGUGACGCUGACUCUGGUGUGCCUGGCCGGCCUGCUCAUGCUGCUCACGGUGUUCGGCAACGUGCUGGUCAUCAUCGCGGUGUUCACGAGCCGCGCACUUAAGGCGCCCCAGAACCUCUUUCUGGUGUCUCUGGCCUCGGCCGACAUCCUGGUGGCCACGCUAGUCAUCCCUUUCUCGCUGGCCAACGAGGUCAUGGGCUACUGGUAUUUCGGCAAGGCGUGGUGUGAGAUCUACCUGGCGCUCGACGUGCUCUUCUGCACCUCGUCCAUCGUGCACCUGUGCGCCAUCAGCCUGGAUCGCUACUGGUCCAUCACGCAAGCCAUCGAGUAUAACCUGAAGCGCACGCCGCGCCGCAUCAAGGCCAUCAUCGUCACCGUGUGGGUCAUCUCGGCCGUCAUCUCCUUCCCGCCGCUCAUCUCCAUCGAGAAGAAGGGCGGCGGCGGCGGCCAGCAGCCGACCGAGCCGCGCUGCGAGAUCAACGACCAGAAGUGGUACGUAAUCUCGUCGUGCAUCGGCUCCUUCUUCGCGCCCUGCCUCAUCAUGAUCCUGGUCUACGUGCGCAUCUACCAGAUUGCCAAGCGCCGCACCCGCGUGCCGCCCAGCCGCCGGGGUCCGGACGCCGCCGCCGCGCCGCCGGGGGGAGCCGAGCGCAGGCCCAACGGCCUGGGCCCGGAGCGCGGCGUGGGCCCCGUGGGCGCCGAGGCCGAGCCGCUGCCCGCCCAGCUCAACGGUGCCCCCGGGGAGCCCGCGCCCGCAGGGCCACGCGACGCUGACGCUCUGGACUUGGAGGAGAGCUCGUCCUCCGAGCACGCCGAGCGGCCCCCGGGGCCCCGCAGGUCCGAGCGCGGCCCCCGGGCCAAGGGCAAGCCCCGGGCGAGCCAGGUAAAGCCCGGGGACAGCCUGCCCCGGCGUGGGCCGGGGGCAACGGGGCCCGGCGCGUCGGCGGCGGGGCCCGGGGAGGAGCGCGGCGGGGGCGCCAAGGCGUCGCGCUGGCGCGGGCGGCAGAACCGCGAAAAGCGCUUCACGUUCGUGCUGGCCGUGGUCAUCGGCGUGUUCGUGGUGUGCUGGUUCCCCUUCUUUUUCACUUACACGCUCACGGCCGUGGGCUGCUCCGUGCCGCGCACGCUUUUCAAGUUCUUCUUCUGGUUCGGCUACUGCAACAGCUCCCUGAACCCGGUCAUCUACACCAUCUUCAACCACGACUUCCGCCGCGCCUUCAAGAAGAUCCUCUGCCGGGGGGACAGGAAACGGAUCGUGUGAGCGCCGGGUCCGCGACCCGCCAACAGACUGGCGCCCAGUGCAGUCAGCGGGGACCGAGGGGAGAGUCUAUAUAGCCCAGCACACUGAAACCCGGGUCCUGCCUGCUCCGUGUCCGGCCUUGCUCCGUGGCCUCUGUUCUUCCCUCUCAGGGAAAAGGCUGAGAGGGUCACCGGCCCCCCAGUUGUUGUUAGGGCCGCUUGUGACUUGGAACGAUCUUCCUGGGUUCUUGGGCCCUCCCUAAUCAGUAUUGUUCCCUAAAGGUAUUUUCACCUCCCCUGAGUCCAGUUCUCAAUGCCGAUCAGAGCAAGCAAACACUGGGCCCCAGAGAGUACUGAUCACAAAGGAUUAAUGGAUGGGGUUACCCAGCCCUGGCUAAUUGCUCUCCCCCUUAUUCUAACUCUGUUUUUAAACAAAUGCUCAGGGCAGCCCUGCCCAUCCCCCCAUCCCCCACUGUAAAUACACACUAUUUUUGAUAGUACACGCUAGGAUCCCCAAUGUCUGGGCUUUUGAUGCUGUUGGAGAUGCCCUUGAGGCUGAUACAUUGUCUUUGGUUCAGGCCAACCCCCUGUGUAAUGCAAGUCAUUUUCCGGUGUCAUUACCUCCUGUGUCCUUUUCACCAGCAACUGGUGACUGUCCCUUGGGCCUGGACCUGCUUUGAGAUAUCCUGAGGGGGAAAAGAUUUCUGUCCAUUUUUUUUUCUGUGCCUAACAGCAUAAUUGCCUUUUCCUAUGUAAAUACUACAACGAAGGACCAAGACAGAAGUAAAGGAACCUUUCUGCCAUGCAACAGCCCUGUGUAUAAAGCCAUUAUCCUCCGAUGCACCCUUCACCCCAGCAACUCACUUUAAAAGUAUCUCUUUCCUGUGUCCCUCCCUCCCUCUUUCCUUCCUUCCCUCCUCUCUCCAGGGCCACUGCUUGAAGAAUACGUAUGUUUCUAUCUUGUAUGUUUCUGCACCUGCCCCUCCCUCCCCAAAAGUGCUGACUGCAAGAAAUCUUUUGGCUGCUGUUUUUAGACGGAGGAGUGGAAAUUAUGUGGAAGAAGCAAACCUGAUACAAUUUGCCCAAGGUAAACAGUUUGAAAAGACAAAUGAGCCUGCCAAACUGUACAGUUCCUGCCCCAAGAGCUCUUAGGUAUCAAAGUGUUGUCCUUUCCCCCCUGCUUUUCUGGUUGAGAUGAUGUCAUUGAUGAACUCCCCAAAUCAAGGGAGAAGGGCAGAGACCUCGUGUUUACAUCUGAGUUUCUACGUGUUUUAGACAGAGACUCUCUAAGGCCUGCGCUCUUAUUUCACUAAAGACAAACUAAUGUCAGCACAUGUUGCUAAUGAUGGUGAAUUUUUUUUAAUAAAAAGUUUACAGAUCAAAUGUGAAA